Molecule: messenger RNA, 1677 nt
Organism: Pochonia chlamydosporia 170
Lineage: Eukaryota; Fungi; Ascomycota; Sordariomycetes; Hypocreales; Clavicipitaceae
Product: fatty-acid amide hydrolase
Exons: 6
Coding region: 1-1677 (558 amino acids)
Source: RefSeq, a predicted model, not a curated record
AUGACUGUAAACUCAGUUGCCAACGGUCUCUCUAACGGGGUCAAGACGCUUCAUGAAAGACGGUUCCAAAAUGACAAGGCAAUUCCAGUGGCUUGGAAGCUUGACCCUUCUCUUCUUUCUGGCCUGAAACUUCCGCCAGAAACAUCCAAGAAUAACCUGAUAGAGCUAGAUCUUCCUCGAAAAUCUGGCAUUCUCAGCGAGCGAGAGCUAGCGAUUUCAGAAUCCUACAGCAUUGAUGAACUGCUAUCAGGCUUGGCCAAGGGUAGUUUGACCUCCUUGGAGGUAACUACGGCAUUCGCAAAACGAGCAGCAAUUGCUCAUCAGGCUACAAACUGCUUGACGGAGAUAUUCUUCGAUAAAGCCCUAGACAGAGCUCGUUCUUUGGACGCUCGGCGAGCGCAAGGCAAACCUAUCGGUCCACUGCAUGGAUUACCCAUCAGCCUCAAAGAAUGCUUUCAGGUUGACGGGAUUCCAGCUACAUUGGGCCUUCUUGCUUAUUCCAAGCAUGUCUCAACAACAAACUCUGCCCUUGUAGAGCUUCUCACCGAGCUUGGGGCAGUGCUUUACUGCAAGACCAAUAUUCCACAGACCAUGAUGGCCGCCGAUUCCCACAACUACAUCUUCGGUCGUACGUUAAAUCCUUGGAACACUAGUUUGACGGCUGGUGGCUCAAGUGGUGGAGAGUCUGCACUUGUUGCGUUUCGAGGAUCUCCCCUCGGAGUUGGAACGGACCUUGCCGGCUCUGUGCGAAUUCCUUCACUAUGCUGCGGAACGUAUGCCUUUCGUCCUUCUGCAGAUCGAAUACCCUACUCCGGGCAGCAAUCCUGUGCCAGCGGCAGUCUUCGAACUAUUACACCAUGUGCCGGCCCGAUAGCAAAUAGCAUGAGCGCCCUUGAAAUCUUUAUGAAGGCUGCCAUUAACGGUCGACCUGCCCGGUUCGACCCAUUUGUUCUAGAUCUUCCUUGGCGUGAAGUAGCCGGGACGAUCAAACAAAAACUACGAUUUGGAGUUGUUCCAGAAGACCCGGUCUUCCCCAUCCAUCCACCAGUCAAGAAAGCAGUGGCCGAAGCAAUCAAACUUCUUGAAGCAAACGGUCACGAGAUUGUUUUCCUCCAGCCUGAAGAAUGUCUCGUUGCCAAAUCAGCUCUAGUAGCAUGGGCACUCAUGGACCUUGAUGACAAGGCUGACCGUGUCGUAGAAGCUGGCGGCGAGGCACCCAUCCCUGCCCGCGUCAGAAUGAGAGAAGAGAUGGCAAAGCUCGAUUGGAGCUGCAUUGCCGAUGUGGACAGUAAGCCAGGUUUGGCAAGGCUUUCAGGACUCACGGUCAAGAGGAAUGAGAUCAUCAAUGCAUGGCGCAAGCUGUGGCAGCAUCAUCAGUUGGAUGCUGUGAUUGGGCCGCCUGCUCAGAAUACAGCCGUAGAACACGACGAGUAUGGAAUUCCUCCAUACACACAGCUGUUGAACUUUCUCGAUUAUCCUGCCUGUGUGAUUCCGUUCAACCAGGCACGGAGCUCCAAUCCUCCCGAGGAAUUCGAAACCAAGGCCUACCAAAAUGCUCCCAAAUAUAACCCUGGAAACUUGGAAGGUGCCCCAUGCUCGAUACAGGUGUUUACCCAGAAAAUGCGUGAUGAGGAGUGUAUGGAAAUUGCCAAAAUAGUUGAUCGAUGCCUGCAUUGA